This is a messenger RNA of Melampsora larici-populina 98AG31, 1128 nucleotides long. RefSeq lists its product as uncharacterized. The record is from RefSeq and is a predicted model, not a curated record. Lineage: Eukaryota; Fungi; Basidiomycota; Pucciniomycetes; Pucciniales; Melampsoraceae. The transcript is spliced from 6 exons. The coding region runs from base 1 to 1128 and encodes 375 amino acids.
AUGCUUGCUAUGAUUGGCAAAGUGAGUGAAUCCACCAUCAAGUCCUAUAUACCCGGAUUGUCAGCAACAAGAGCCAUCAGUCGUUAUAUGAUCUUCCUUGAGUAUAAUUUGGAUUGCUUAAACGAAGCAAUGCCAUUGCAAGGUCAGGAGGAAGGUGGAGAAAUACUCGGUAACUGUCAUCGGAAGAACAGGGCAAAAUGGCGCGCACUUUCAGAUGAUGAGAAAGCAGUUUUCAAUCCGCAAAUCUUUUACGCAUUGGCUGGCCUGCCUAACUUCUUGUUGGAUUCAGAAACUGAAGAAGAGAUACUGGACAAUGAUCGAGAAGAGCAAGGGCUUGGUGGCGACUCUCUUGUUCCAAUGCCAAAGGUUGAUAAGCUGAGUGUUGAGGAUGAUGAGCUCUACAGGCCUAUUUAUGAACGGUUAGUCGAUACAGUAAAAGUGGAAAAUGAAUUGGUCAAGCCUCCAGCAGGACCUUCAGCUUCUCAGGUUCAGCGCCAAUCAAAGGCAGCUUUUGAGAAGAUCGCUCAUCAGCUCUCAUGUGAAUCUAAUUGUCUAGAGUUUGCGUACUACCUUGUGGCAACAAGCACUGUGACACCUAUUAAGACCUCCGAGCUGGGAUGGCUCAAGCAAUACAUGUCUCACCCUCCAAUUGCAACUUGGGCCAACGAGACGUGCCAUCUGGCAACUGUCUUUGCAACAUACUCACAGGGUGUUUCAAUGGUGAAGGCCAUUGCCUCAGUUAACCAAAAACCAAAACCACAACUUCAACAUCCUGAUAAACAACAGCCUAGCAAUAAAAUUAAGGUAGAUCUAGGUUGUCUCUUGGCAGCUAUCACAUACAAAACCCUGGGAUACACUCCCCCUCAAGGCUUUCCGCAGACUGCUGACCCAGUAGCCAAAUUGAAAAAAGGGCCUUUCCACUUUCUAUUGUUCUUGCAGAAGAUAUCACAAAAAUUUGAAGCAGCUAUAAACACUGCUGCUCGCGCAAUGCACAAGGUGGUAGGUUCUUGCAGCAACAAUUCCGGUGAUCAGUCUAAAGAAAAUCAAGCAGCAAAGAAUGCAGAGAAGGACAAAGAAGAUCAAAGUGAUUCCACUAUAGAAAGUGGUAGUGAGGAGAAAGAAGAUUGA